AUGGCAUGGCUGCACUUUGGCGGUCUCGGCGUGCAACAGAGCGACGAAGAGGCCUUCGACUACUGGUACCAUGUGCAUGUCCGCUCGACCGACGCCGUGCUCAAGCCCAUAUCGACCUUCAUGGUGGGAUGGUGCUGCUACCUCGGACGAGGCACCCGGCAGGACUCGGCAGAGGGGUUCCGCCUGUUCGGCCAGAGCCGGGAACAGGGACUGCUGCUGGGUGGCAAAUGGACCAUGGACUGGAGCUGGGGAAGCCCUCUCGACGAGCUCGAGUCGCUAUCUGCCAUCGCCACACGGUUCUAUCGGUGCUGUGCCGUCAGCAGCGACGGAACCAACAUGCUCCUGGAUCAUCUUCUUGCCAUGUGUUCGCUGUACGGGUUUGGGACCACCAAGGACCAGCCCAAGGCAGCAGCGGCCCUGCAGGAGCUCGCCACCGACGGAUUCGCACCCAGCCAGAUUGCCCUGGGAUCAUGCUACCACUGCGGCAUCGGCAUCGAGCAAGACGACCAUCUGGCCUUUGCCUGGUUUUCCCGGUCCGCCGACCAGCUUGACUUUUGGGGCCAGCUCUGUCUGGCGGACUGCUACUCUGCCGGGUACGGCACCGAGGCCGAUCCGCUCAAGGCCACCGAGCUCUACCAAGCUGCAUCCGACCAGGGCAACGCCAGCGCCCAGACCAGGCUCGCCAACCGCUACUACACCGGCCAGGGAGUCGACCGGGACUAUGCCCAAGCCAUCCGGUGGUAUCGCCGGGCGGCCGAACAGGGCAACGCCAACGCACAAAACAAGCUUGGAAAUUGCUACCAGAACGGCAUCGGCGUCGACAGGAACUUCCAAAUGGCCAUGGAGUGCUACCGGCGAUCGGCUGCACAAGGCAAUGCGGCGGCCCGACGAAGCUUGAGCAUGCUGCGUCUGUGGCGGACGCUGUAG
Messenger RNA from Polychytrium aggregatum, 927 nucleotides. RefSeq lists its product as uncharacterized. The transcript has a single exon. The record is from RefSeq and is a predicted model, not a curated record. Gene Ontology annotation, molecular function: protein binding. Bases 1 to 927 code for a protein of 308 amino acids. NCBI's taxonomy places the organism in Eukaryota, Fungi, Chytridiomycota, Chytridiomycetes, Polychytriales.